UGUGACAGUUUGUUAUCAACUUUCGUUAUCUGUUCUAUGUAGCUGUCCAUUACGAAUACCAGAGCUCCUAGGUGAAGCAUAACUAGAGGAAUUCUAAGGAAAUGGGGGAAACUAAAAAAGUGUUUAUCGGAUUGACAAUAUACGUAAGCUUAGCAGCAAUAGGACUUGUUGUGGCUGCUUUCGUCACAGAGCAUUGGAUUUCGGCUUUUGCACAAAAGAAAAACAACACUUUGAGUAGAAAUGCUUCUGAAACAGUUGGGAAAUUCACCGGAAAUAUUACUUUUGGAUUGUUUGCAGGAACAAGAAAGGUUAAUUAUGGAGUCGGCGCUAGAGAACAAACAAUCGAAGUGGUGUGUGACGGAGCGGCUGGGUAUUGUCUCUUAUACAACACAACAGCCGUCGACAAGAAAACAAAACUACAGAUGGUGGUAGACGAAUACAACAACGCCUCGACAGUCCUAGCUUCCUCUUCAGUUAAAAAAGAGCUGUACGAGUUCGGCCUGUUCCCGUAUGGUCUGUGGGUAGCCACCAUCGUACUGUCUGCGCUCGGCAUGGCCUGGGGCUUGGUCUCAAUCGGAUUCUCCAUCUUCAACAUCGCCGGCAAGCCGAUAGAAACCAUCACAGGCCCCAUGGGCCUUUAUCUCUGGAACGGUCUGGCAUUACUGUUUACUGCCCUGGGUAUGGUGAUGUACCUCGUCCUGUAUUUCCGAUACUACCAGUACAACGUGCUACCACUAGAGGAUCGUCUGGCCGACUAUACCACAGAGAACAACACCGACCUCGAUUACUCCUUCUACUUGCUUGUGGCUGCCACCGGCCUUUACUUCAUAAACUUGUUAUUUCUCAUCUUCUCCGGAGCCAAACUCAAGUGUGGUUUCACGCGGGAGGCUGACAAAGUCAUCGAUAACGGCAUUAUAUUGUACUAAUGUAAUGCUAUAAAUGGUAUACUGUGUUGUAUACAAGUUUAUGCUGUAAUAUGUAGUAAAUACAUUUUUACAUAUCGGGGCCACUUCUUAAGAAAAAAUGUGGAGUAUAUAAUGUUGGUUUAUGGAAUUUAGAAUAAUUUUAUGAUUAUUUUUUUCGCGAAAUGUCUUUUUUCUUUAUGACCAUGCAACAAUCUUUUUGGUUCCAGUGUUUCAACUUUUGAGGUUUUUAAUGGUAAUCACAGGAAGCCCACUAAAUUUUGUCAGUAUGUGUUCUAUACAUUGUAUCAUAUGUAACCGGAAAUAUUUGUGUCACUGCUUGUAUUACUUGAAUUGUACUAAGUGAAAUGAAAUUCUGGCAAUCGAUGCAUUCGACUGAAUAGUGGACAUUUUAUAAAAAAUUGACCUAUUUAAUUGAAGGGCUAAUUAAAACAAUAGUUAAAUGUCUUUUCAUUUGAGAAUUUAUAAACUGAAAGCUUUGUUUAGAUUCAAAAAGAUUGCCGCAUGAUUCGUAAAAGAUGGAAGAUGGUGUGUUGAUGAUGGCAUCGCAAUGGUCUGACCCCUCUGGAGGGUUGCUUAUGUUUGACCACCUAGAGGGGUAUACAGAGGUAGAUUUUAAGGAUUAAGUUGAUUCGAGGAAUACAGAGCAGGUUGUAGGGAUUACAUUGGUCUGACCAUUCCACGAGAUUCAGGACGUUUGUCCAUUCCAGGUAUCUCCAAUAGGCUAGGUUGUAGCUAAAAUGAAUGGGCUCAAGAGCAGGUUGUAGGGAUUAUAUUGGUCUGACCAUUCCACGGGAUUCAGGGCGUUUGACCAUUCCAGGUAUCUCCAAUAGGCUAGGUUGUAGCUAAAAUGAAUGAGCUCAAGAGCAGGUUGUAGGGAUUAUAUUGGUCUGACCAUUCCAGGGGGACGGCAUAUUUGACCAUUCCAGUCCUAGGUAUCUCCAAUAGGUUGUAGCUGACCAAUGGUAUACUUAUUAAUAGUCUAUUUAACUGCAUUGCCACCAAAAAAACCCAUUGUUUUAUUUGUAGUUAAAAUAAAAUAGAUUGACUUACAUGGUAUAAGCUGAUUACAUUCCCAGCUUGUAUGGAGUCAGAUAUAGGUACCCAAAACAGAUAAAUGUUGACUGGGUACAAGACCACUCUUAUUAUAUAAGCCAUAAUAGUUUGCUAGUACGAAUCCAUCCAUAACAUAUUUGAUAAAUCACAUAUAUUUUUCAAGAUUUUAUUUUUGUCUAGAAUUUUUUAUUCGGAUACAUUGAAAUAGGACACCAAUCCUUCCCAGGUUAGGUUAUAAGUUCAGUUUUGUAAAAAUAUGUCUGUGUGAAAUAUUUGUGAUUUUUGAAUAGUUAUCUAAUACAUAUAUAUAAUCUCUUUAAGUUAACUUCUUUAUUUACUCGGUGUUCAGUGAUUUCUGUUUCAAAUUUUGAUUUGAAGGAUUACAAAGUAUAAAAACCGAAACCAAAUGAAAAUCAGUGCUAAAUUAUUUUUUUUAGAAAUUUUAUGCCACAUAUUUACUAAAAGUUCUGAUGAAAUUGAUUGAUACAUACAUUCCAAUGAAUUGUCAAUGUGUGAUUUUUUUUUGUAUCUCAGUAAUCAGUUAAACAAACAGAUUGGAUAAUAUAGUAAACAUGAUUUAUUUCCAUUGUUUAACGUUAGUAUUUUGUACGUAUUUAUAUUGUUAAUCCAAAGUUUUAAUUGACAUUCACUUGAACCUCACAUCUACACAAACGCAAUGUAAGGAAAGCUUGCGAGAAGACAUUUAUUUUUGAAAUCCUGAUAGGUGUGAUUUGAAGCAUCAUUUCAGAGAGCCGUCUGUCUUUUUCACUCUGCCUUUUCGGAAUGUUUGAGGAAGUUUUGAACACUCUACGUUCUAGGUUCAGUUAGCGUUACUGAAUUUAAUCUUCACACAUUUUUUCGAAUUUGUUUCAAAAAGAAUAUUAUUUCCUGUUUAUUUAUCAUAUGAAAUAAUGUUGCUGAACAAAAAAGGAAAAUUACUAAAGUUCAGUGAACAGUUAAUCUGAUUUUGACAAAGAACAUUUUGCUGCAUGGUACAUUUUUAAUACGAUAAACUAGUGAUAAAUUUUAAGUUGGGCCAAAAAAUAUAAUGGCUUCUGAAUGUCAAGAAAGGUGUUUGAUCAAGAAAACGGCAGUAUGAAUGAUGAUAGUUCUGAUCACAGCUAUUUUAAUUAUGAAAUCCAAAAUCCAUCCAGAUAAUUGAUAAUGCAUUAUGUUUGAAAAUGUGUGCAUUCUCACCUCUCUCUGUGUCUGGGGGUAAUUUUAACACAAACCCCAGGAGUGAUUAAAGCAUGCCAUGUGGUGUUCUGGGAACCAGAGACUGGGCCCAUAUUCAUGAAACUGUCUUAUGCUCAAAUUCAGAUUCUGUGUUCAAGCCCAAGAUCUUGUUCAGAUAUUAAUGAAGACAAAAUUCAAAUGAUUUGGAUUUUUUUAAUUUUAUUUUUUAAAGAGACUUUAACUGAAUACUGUUUUCAAUAUUUCCACUUGACUUUUUGAUUGUUUGACAUGAUUGAAGUAAGUUAGAAGGAGGCUAGUAUGAGCACAAAAUGCAUGCUUGAGUCUGAGAAUGUUUUCAUGAAUGCGGGCCCUGAUUUUGUUUGCAUCAGUUGUACAGUACUGAGAGAGCGAAGACUGUUUUUAUCACAUUGUUACACAUUUAGUUGUAUUUGUUAAUGCCCAAUGUUUCUGGGGACCAGGAAUGUUUCCUUGCCAGCUGGCUGGCUUUUGUAGGAACCAUUCAUAAUAAUCGUUACUGAAAGAACAUGCACUUUUUUUUUUUUUUUUUACAUUUUCCAAGUAUUUAAGUAUUUACAAUCAAUUUUUAUUUCAUUUGCACUGUUUAAAGUUCAUUUGCAUACAGUUAUAAUGAUGAGUGUAAACUUGGGGUUGUUUUGAAGGUCAUGACCUUUUAACUUUGUGAUUACACAACAGGUUACAGAUUGUUUUCGUCUGUUUGGUAUUGACAAAGAAGUGAUUGUGUGCUUGUUUGUUAUAUUGAUGUCACCCUCAUAUUGUUAAUGAAAUAUUUUUUAUGAGGUUAUAUAUCACAUGCUUAAACACUUGAUCAAAAUUGUUUUAAAGUUAUUCGUAUUAUGUUGAAGACCUUGCCUGUGAAUUCUUUAGAGAAUUCAGUUGAGUCCUGUUUACGAUUCCCUCACACACAGUGUGAAAUGUGAUUUACUUUUUUAAAUCUGAUACAUUCCGCUCAAACAACAUUCCCAGGCUGAAAGCAGACAUCUGCGAAAAACAGACCACAUAAAGCAAAUAGUUCCCGUUUAUCUGAAAACAUUCCUCCAGCUCACGUACACGAAAUGUCAGUCACGCUAACAUUUAUAUCAUUGUAAACAUUUUCAAGAUUAUACAAAGAUACUGCUCCGAAAUUCGAUUAUUUAAAAAAUCUUCCAUAAACUUAGCCGAUGAAUGCACAUCUUAGCCUUUUGUUUUAGUUUACGUGGCAUACUCAUUAACUCAUCCACCCCUGAUGACACAUUUGGACUCUUCCAAUUCAAAGGUUGGAAUAGUUGAUUAUGAAAUUUCAGGGGUGAAUGAGGUAAAAUGUACUUAAGACUAUAAAACUAGGGAUAAUUAAAUGACCCCCUUGUGCUAUGUGGUAGAUAGAUACUUAGUUUUAUAGACAAUAUAUACUACAGAUUACUUGCCAUAUUUGAUAAUUCUUGCCAUGAAAUGAUAUUUACAAUAUUUGCCUGAUCAGUGAGUACUGGGAAUGUACUAAGUAUAUAUAUGGUCACUUGUGAUAAAUUUUAAAUUUAUAGAAUUGAGCUUUCAAGAUUUCUCACAAGAGUAAUCAUUCAUGCAUAACUUCACACAAGUCCUUGUAUCUAAUCCUUUCUCCUGGUAGGGGAUCAGUCUGUUGUGUGGUAAUGUUUGAUGCAAUCUAUUAUGCAGAACAACCCCCCCUCCCCCAAAGGUGAGACCCCGGGGAUUCACAGCAGUAGUUGAUGCAGCCCACACUAAGAUUAUGAUAAUAUAGAUAUAUAAAAAACCUGCCCCAUACACUAGACUUGAUCCAGGCUCUGUUAAUCCUGUAACUUGAGGUCUGGUUAUUGUUUGAGGAACUGGUUUUCACAACAGAAUUAAAUUGUAUUCUGUAAUUCCAAGAUAAGGUGUUUUAGAUUUGGUUGUAAUUAACAAAAUUUUGUAAAUUCAAAUUAAUGUGAAUGAUCUAUAUUACUAGUCCUGUAAGUCUGAUAUUGUGGAUAUUCUGUAUCAGUCAUUUAACUUAUAACAAUAUAAUUAUGGGGGGGGCCAAGUUGUUAAGGCGUCUGCCUUUCUGCUACCACUAGCCCUCCACAACUGGGUCGGGUUCGAGACCAACGUGGGGCAGUUGCCAGGUACUGGCCUUAGGUCAGUGGUCUUUCUCCGGGAACUCUGGCUUUCCUCCACCACCAAAA
This is a messenger RNA of Mizuhopecten yessoensis (Yesso scallop), 5350 nucleotides long. Its product is annotated as clarin-2-like. Bases 102 to 926 code for a protein of 274 amino acids. Lineage: Eukaryota; Metazoa; Mollusca; Bivalvia; Pectinida; Pectinidae. The transcript has 4 exons. The record is from RefSeq and is a predicted model, not a curated record.